Messenger RNA from Rhinichthys klamathensis goyatoka, 1973 nucleotides. RefSeq names its product family with sequence similarity 117 member Ba (gene fam117ba). The transcript is spliced from 8 exons. Lineage: Eukaryota; Metazoa; Chordata; Actinopteri; Cypriniformes; Leuciscidae. The coding region runs from base 568 to 1563 and encodes 331 amino acids. The record is from RefSeq and is a predicted model, not a curated record.
ACAGUAACGUCGUCUGGUGUGCGCGCGCACGGGACGGAACCACUGAGGCUGAGGGAGCGCGCACCUCAACGCCAGCUGUCCUCUGAGGGAGACCCUUGCCGCCCCUCCCCGAAAGACAUGUCUGCAACCGCAAAAAAAUAGUCGUUUAUUUUUCAGCUGUUGAGGACCCACUCAUACAUUCGCUCACUUCGAUAAUACUGCACAGCUCUAGCCCAUCGACCACCAGCAGCACAGCAACGCCCAUAGCAACGCCUCCUCUGCACAUCCUCCUUCUGUUUCCCUGACCCAGCAACACCGGCCGCCCUCCACCACCAUCAAACAACCUGUUUUUCAACGACCUUACAAACGUUGGAUCCAUACCACACCGUUGUGUUUUCUUUUUAACGCAAAGGACCAUGAACGCGCUGUGUGCAGUCUCUCUUUCAUCAGUCAAAGACACUCAUCAUUGCGAAAGCCCUUCCUCGAGCUGAAACAUUGAGGGAUUCUCUUCCCUUGAACUCACCUGUAAGUUCUGGCCUAUCAAGGAACUGGCAGCGGCACGGGAGCUCCGCCCACCACACCCUCUAAAUGAGGGACAAGGCCACUCAGACCCCUAGGGCCUGGGUAGAUGAGCGGAGGAGAGGCUCUCACAAGCGAUCGGCUUCUUGCGGCAGCACUGACCAGCUAAAAGAGAUCGCAAAAUUGCGACAACAGCUCCAGCGUAGCAAACGCAGCAGCCGCCAUCGCCGGGACAAAGACCGCAAGUCCCCCUUUAAUGGCAACCAUGCUAUCAUCCAGUCACAGUCUCAGAUGCCUAAAACCAUCCUGAUUCCCAUCCCCAUCUCCAAGUCCACACCUCCAAGAUUUCGAAACAGCAUAGAGGGGCUCAACCAGGAGAUUGAACGCAUCAUCAUACGGGACACUGUGGAACGAGAUGAGAUCAUAAUACCACAGGAUGUUCCUGAUGGGCACCGCGCGCCCCCUCCCCUCCCCCAGCGCAGCAGCAGCACACGCAGUAUUGACACACAGACGCCCUCGAACGGUGGGCUGGGCAGUAACCGUAGCAACAGCAGCAGCCGAGCUGACUCAGUCUCACCCUCGUACCUCAGCAUCCUCAACGACACGGUCGGAAACAGCCCACUCGAUGACACGCUCAAUGAGAGCAAAGAAAGAGACCUGGGACCUUGGUCUCCUCUGCCCAAAUAUGCUUCAUCUCCAAAGCCCAACAACAGCUAUAUGUUCAAACGUGAGCCUCCGGAGGGCUGCGAGAAAAUUAAAGCUUUUGAAGAAAACCAGCCAAGGCCUCUCCAAGAUAUUCCUCCAUAUCUCUGCCCAGACAGAAAAAAGGUGAACUUCAUUCCCAAAAGCGGAUCUGCUUUCUGUCUGGUGAGCAUCUUAAAGCCUUUGCUACCCACCCAGGAGCUGAACUUCCGUAGCGGGGUGGGAUACCGUAGUAUCUCGCCCUCCUUGGUGCCUCUGGGUGGGGUUGGGGUUAGGAGCUUGUCCCCCUCCAUGGGUUCCGUCCUGUCCCGUGGACGUCAGUCACCAUGUCUCCCACGACACCUUGAGGAGCCAGAGGGUUAAAACGGAAACGAAGGAACCUCAGCUGAUGAACAGAGAUGUCAUUUUCCCACACUCCUGUAUUGUCUGAUAGAGUCAGAGCUUUGUUAAGAUUUUAUUUAAGAACAUGUUCUGAACAACUUCGAGAGAUAUCAGUUUGAAACUUGAAGAGUUUUUUUUUUUUUUUUGUUAUUUAAGGGUAAUGGUAUUAUGUCAAAUGGAGGAUCAAAGGGAUGUUUUCAAUAUGGUGUACAGAAGCAUUUUUUAGCAUUGCACUUCUUUUUACUUUCUCAACGAUUUAUUGCAUUUUACCAUGAAGCCUUUGAAUUUUCUUAUGUAUAGCUGCAUCCUUUAACCUACACAAGAGUCUGGAAUCAUUUUUAAUGUUUUUGAAAGAUCUCUUAUGCUGCAUUUAUUUGAUUAAAAAUACAGUA